GCAAUGCUACAUGUGCUACAAGGAUAUACUCUUGUUUUUGGCCAACGCAUACUCUCGUGAGUCAUUAUUCCUAUAAUUGAUGUGGUCCUAAAUAAGAAAAAAAAACACCCAUGGAUUGAGUAGAACUCGUUCACUUCCACAUUCAAUGCGAACUAGCUGCAAGCAGCCAUGGCAGAACUCUGUGAUUUGCAGGUCCAUAUCAAUGGUCAACAAACAUUCUAUCUCCACGAGAAAACGAUAUCAAGAUUCUCGGGGAAGUUAAGGAAGAUCAUCAAGAAAGAAAAGAGAAAAACCCAGAUCAGAAAAACUGGAAUCGAGAUCAAUGAUUUCCCUGGUGGGUCAGAUGGGUUUGAACUGUUUUCAAGAUUCUGCUACAACAAUGGCGAAAUCAAUAUCUCAGUAUCCAACGUCUCUCUCCUCCAUUGUUGUGCUGUUUUCUUAGCCAUGAACGACACUCUCUUGCCCAAAACCACCGAAGUUUUCAACCGGAUGUUCGACUGGUCUAUGACUGACGUCAUCGUCUGUCUCAAGAAUUGCGCACCCUUCAUCACCUACGCAGAUUCUUCCGGUAUCAUCGAAAAACUCAUCUCCACUCUCAUCAUCAAAAUUACCCAAAACUCAGAUUCCACCAUUUUGUUCCCAUCUUCAUCUUCUUCAUCUUCACCAGACAGUACUGUAAAGUCCAGUACUUUGUUACGACUCUCAUCUUGUUCAUCUAGCAAAGGUCUAUGGUGGUUUGAUGAUAUGGCAAUUUUACCCCCAGCCAUAAUAGAAAGAUUUGUAAAAGCCUUAGGUGCUUACGGCAUUGAAAACAACAGUCUUGUCGUCACAAGAUUCCUCCUCCAUUACCUAAAAACCUCAUCUCAAUCAAAAACUCAAUCUUUUUCAAAGUGUGACUAUGGUGGUCUUGCAGACACAGCAGUUCAUGGGGUGAUUCUAAUGGGGAAAACUGCAUUUUCUUGUAGAGGGUUAUUUUGGGUAUUAAGAAUUGUUUCGAGUUUUGGUUUGAGCAGAGAAUGUAGAGGUGGGUUAGAGAGAUUGAUCGGUGGGGUUCUUGAUCAAGCAAAAGUGGAUGAUUUGCUGGUGAGUAACAAUGGAUCAAGUGGUGUGUAUGAUGUGAAUCUUGUUUUAAGAUUGAUAAGAGAGAGUAAUAAAGUUGAAGGGGGGUGUUUGGACAGAAUGAAAAAAGUUGGGGGGUUAAUUGAUAAAUAUUUGGGGGAGAUUGCACCAGAUCAAAACUUGAAGAUAUCAAAGUUUUUAGGGGUUGCAGAGAGUCUACCAGAUUGUGCAAGAGAUUGCUUUGAUGGUGUCUACAAAGCCAUUGAUAUAUAUCUUGAGUCGCAUCCAUGUCUAUCGUUGGAAGAAAGAUCAAGGCUAUGUAGGUGCUUGAACUACGAGAAGCUAAGCUUGGAAGCAUGCAAAGACCUAGCCAAAAAUCCUAGGAUCCCACCAAGAGUAGCAGUCCAAGCGCUUGUUUCACAGCAUUCGAACAUACCAAUUGCAUACACCAGCGACCAUAAUGACUAUUCCUACGUAAACGACCAUGAUCAUGACACCCCUUUGACCAAAAGCAGCAGGGAACUCAUGGUGCUCUAUAACAACAAUGGUGCCAAGGACCAUCUUCAUUAUGACUCUGCAGAACAUACCUCGAAAAGCAGCUCAAGGUACGACCACAAAGACGUUGAUCCUGAUGGUGUGGUGAAAUUGAACCUGCAAAAGAUGCAAUGGAGAGUGGUGGAAUUGGAGAAGGUUUGCAGGGAGAUGAAAGGUCAGAUGUCAAAAAUGGUUAAGGGUGAUCGGCUCAUGGUCUCUAGUUCGUCUCAUGGUAGACCAUUGCCAAGAUUGUGUUGAACCUUUGGAGGUUUUACGGUUUAUUUUUUGAAUCCCCUUUUUUUGUUCUUUUGAAGUGUAUAAGCUAUAUGUUAUGAGCGUGAUUUUAUGUAUAUUAAUUGCUUGAAAUAUGGGUUUGAUCA
Messenger RNA from Lactuca virosa, 1973 nucleotides. Lineage: Eukaryota; Viridiplantae; Streptophyta; Magnoliopsida; Asterales; Asteraceae. The record is from the annotation of a GenBank genome assembly.